AUGGCAACAUUCGAUCGAUACUUAUUAUCAUCAAGAAAAGUUCGUCUACGACAAAUGAGUACAAGAAGACAACGAACAAAAUUGAUAAUAUUAUUUAUAAUUGUUCUUAUUGGAUCACAUAGUAUACCAUUAAUAAUAUAUUAUGAUGUAUCAACUAAUGGUCAAUGUAUUAUAUUUUCUAUUCAAUAUUCUUAUUAUUAUUUAUAUGUAUUUCAAAUAUCUUUACAUGGAACAAUUCCAAUUAUAUUUCUUUCAAUAUUUGGAUUAUUAACAUUUAAACAAUUGAAAAUAAUAACAAAACAUAAUCCAUAUAAUAAUUUAAAUAGUGAUAGACAAUUAGCUCGUAUGCUUUUAUUAAUGUCAAUUGCUAUUAUAUUAUCAUCAAUUCCAAAUUGUAUUGAACAAAUUUAUGAUGUUUUAUUUGGUGGUAAUAGUUAUGAACAUUCAUCAAAAUAUUUUCUCUAUCAUGUUAUAUCAUCUAUUUUAUUUUAUACAAGUCCUGUAACUAGUUUUUAUAUCUUCUAUAUUUCAACACCAAAUUUUCGUAAUCAAAUUCGAAAUUUAAUUGUAAAUAAUAGACAUACAGAUUAUAUAGUACAUGAUUCAAUACAAUCAAGAAGUAUAACAUUAUUUCCAUCAAAAUAA
Molecule: messenger RNA, 645 nt
Organism: Rotaria sordida
Lineage: Eukaryota; Metazoa; Rotifera; Eurotatoria; Philodinida; Philodinidae
Source: the annotation of a GenBank genome assembly